Messenger RNA from Pristis pectinata (smalltooth sawfish), 1349 nucleotides. Its product is annotated as CMRF35-like molecule 1. The record is from RefSeq and is a predicted model, not a curated record. NCBI's taxonomy places the organism in Eukaryota, Metazoa, Chordata, Chondrichthyes, Rhinopristiformes, Pristidae. The transcript is spliced from 7 exons. The coding region runs from base 147 to 980 and encodes 277 amino acids.
UGCACUUUCUAUUCUCAGUUUUUCAGUUGAGGUCAUGGUCUCACAAGUGUGGAAGAGAAGUGAAAGUUUGGAUGCAGAAGAGCAGAAGUAGGACCGUGCAAACAAAAGGGCUGUUUGUAAAUUGGAGUUAGAAACGGUAAAUAAAAAUGGCUCUUACUCUUCUUCUGUCGGUCGCCUUCCUCUCAGUGACGCAUGCUGACAUAAGUGGACCAAAUGUGAAAACAGGAACUGUGGGAAGACAAGUCGAAAUCAUUUGCAGGUUUAACACGUUUUUCAGCAAUUAUCAAAAGUACUGGUGCAAAGGAUACUACAGGAGGAGCUGUGCCAUUUUAGUACAAACACAAGGCCCUGAGAUGAAAAGUGGAGAUGGCAGGAUAACGAUAACAGCUGAUAAUGAAAAAGGACAACUUACAAUACGAAUGGACAGGUUAACAAAAAAUGAUAGGGGCUGGUAUUGGUGUGGAAUAGAAAGACCUCACCUGCUGGAUCCAUUAAGUCCUGUAGAACUUAAAGUUCAUGAAGGUCAAAAGUUACUUCCUUCAGACAAAGAAAGACUAAGGUUUUUCAUUAUUCUCGGACUAGUCUUUGGAAUAUUAACUAUGAUGUUUCUCGGACUCCUGGUACUAGUUAUCAAAAAAAUUAGAAAGAACAAAAAUGAUGCUCCGACCGAACAUAUGGAUGGCUGCAGAGUGGAGUUUAAAGGGAUGCAGGCAAUUGAAGGGCAAGUGACAGAUAAGAAGGAGAGGGAGUCAACAAUAGAGAAUUCUAUUCCGAAGUCGAACUCUGUGUUGUCCAAAGAGAAGGAAGCAGGAGUUACUUACGCCACUGUGAUGAUUCAGCCUACUGACCAUCCACAGCAAGACUCGACCACGUACGAUAAUGUGAACCCUUCCAACAGUCAGGAGGAGAACAAGCCACCAGUUACUGAGCCUCCAACUUCAGAACCAAUCGAGUAUUCUACAAUUGUAUUCAAAAAGUAAAAUUCUUCUCCACCUUAUGUUGGACCCGUUUUCUGCAGAACAACAUCCCUGUAAAUCAUAACUUGUUCCAUUUGGAUAUGUUUAUCAUCUUGCGCCUUGUGUCCAGCCACUGCAUAUCGGAUAAAUCUCAGAAAUAAUCCCGGAUUUUCCCAAUACAUAUCAGUGGCAUGGAUCCUAGGAGCUCAAGUGCCCUUUGAACUUAAGUGGGGUGGACAGAGAGAAUCUACUUCAUCUGGUGAAGGAGUCAGGACUAAGGGGAAGUAAAUUUGAGCUCAGCUUUUCAGGGGCGAUAUUCCGUAUCACUUCUUCACCCAAAAUGAAGUGGAAAUAUGGAAUUCUCUCUCCCAAAAAUCUGCUGAGGCAUGCAGG